AAGAGCCAUGCAACAUGCCGCAAGUUUGAUGCCGCACAUCUGCUGAUGCAACGUGUGUGCAGGAGCAGCAGCUUCAACCACCUUUGCAGAUCUCUGGUCAUCUUCUUCGUCUUGCGCACCUCCCACGCAGACUUGCGAGCAUCCCUGCAGAACGUGGAUGACCUGCUCUCGGUCUCUGAAGUCCUCCACCGAGCUUUCAAGAAUGAGUACAACGUCGAGGCCGCAACAGUUACAGUCGCAGAUGGACGCCUUUGUGCAGAAACAACUCCAGUUGCUGUGCUUUCCCGGCAAUUUCUGGAGGAUUCCUGGACCAGCGCAGAAUCCAGCAGUGGUGACAUUGAGGCGAUGUUCAAUGCCAAAGGCGACUGCUUCAUGAAGUAUGCGGGCAUCUGCGAGGCGUAUGCAACCUGUGCGGAUGCCACAGCCGUAUUCGAUCCUUCCACUGUGCCGCGCGAAGGUCUCUACUGGGCAGCCAACGAGAGCGCGGUUCGGGCAUGGCAGGGCGAGCAGCUCGCGCUGUUGGACGACUUGCUCUUGAUGGCAGAUCGGCUGCUAUAG
This is a messenger RNA of Symbiodinium natans, 558 nucleotides long. The record is from the annotation of a GenBank genome assembly. NCBI's taxonomy places the organism in Eukaryota, Dinophyceae, Suessiales, Symbiodiniaceae.